AAAAAUACAACAAAGCCGAAAGAGAGACGUUGGAUUAGAAAGGGCGUGGAGCAUGUGGGCUUCUUAUGUUCUGAUUCUCCAAAUGUAUAAGAAACAAUACAUCCCUUUUGAUUUCUUCAGUUUUUUUUAAUAAAUGAUUCUUAAAUUCAAGAUCAACCCAGAUUUUUGUUUUUCUAGUUUUUAACAUUGAUUUCUAAAAAAAGUUUGGUUCUUAAAACUUAUCAAUAAGUAAUGUUAUUAUCUACUUAAGAUUUUGCUUGAUUGCUUUUUGUCCUCUUUUGUUGUCUUUCCUUUUGUUCUGUUCUUCUUUAUUUAAAGGUUCCCCUUUUCUUAUUGAGAAUCGAGGAGGAUAUAGAUAUAUAGAGAUUGCAUUAAGGUGGUUGUUGUAAUAGAUUGCGUGAAUGGAAGAAGGCAACACAAGGAGUAGCAAGUUCAAGAGGGUGUGUGUGUUUUGUGGAAGCAACUCUGGCAACAGACAAGUCUUCAGCGAUGCUGCUAUUGAAUUGGGAGAUGAACUGGUGAAGCGGAAGAUAGACCUGGUCUAUGGUGGAGGAAGUGUUGGACUGAUGGGUUUGAUAUCCCAGAAAGUGUAUGAUGGGGGCUGCCAUGUUCUCGGGGUCAUUCCAAAAGCACUCAUGCCUCUUGAGAUAUCUGGUCAAACUGUGGGAGAAGUAAGAACUGUUGUGGACAUGCAUGAGCGCAAAGCUGCCAUGGCUAAAGAAUCAGAUGCUUUUAUUGCUCUUCCUGGAGGAUAUGGAACCAUGGAAGAGCUAUUAGAGAUGAUCACAUGGUCGCAACUUGGAAUUCAUAAGAAACCGGUUGGUUUGCUAAAUGUUGAUGGAUACUAUAACUGUUUGCUUGCAUUAUUUGACAAUGGUGUCGAACAAGGUUUCAUCAAGCCCCAUGCUCGGGACAUUGUUGUCUCUGCUCCAACAGCCAAAGAACUUAUGGAAAAGAUGGAGCAAUACACUCCUUCCCACAAACAGGUUGCGCCUCAUGAAAGCUGGAAUAUGGAGCAACUCGGAGACUAUCCUAAACAACAGAAUGCACAGUGAGGGUUUCGGUGGUAGGUCGUUAUCCCAAAUUAAUUCCUGAUGUAAUCCAUCGUAACUCUGAGCUGUGUAGAAGAUUCUUUCUGAAAUGGGACCACAUAAUUGUUGGGUACUAUGUACUUUUGUCGUUGUUUUAUGGUUUGAAGUCUAUUAGAAUCAUCCAUGCUGUUUCAGAACUUUCAUUGGUUUAUGGUCAGUCAAGCCACUAUUUCGGGGUCU
Molecule: messenger RNA, 1271 nt
Organism: Populus euphratica (Euphrates poplar)
Lineage: Eukaryota; Viridiplantae; Streptophyta; Magnoliopsida; Malpighiales; Salicaceae
Gene: LOG8
Product: Putative lysine decarboxylase family protein
Exons: 7
Coding region: 402-1055 (217 amino acids)
Biological process (GO): cytokinin biosynthetic process
Cellular component (GO): cytosol; nucleus
Molecular function (GO): hydrolase activity, hydrolyzing N-glycosyl compounds
Source: RefSeq, a predicted model, not a curated record